UGACUUCCUGCCCGGGAGGCGGGGUUUCCGGAAAUCAACAGUGGCGGCUCCAAUGGAGGAGGUCGAUCGGAUCCUGGUCCGGGCGCUGGCCGAUGUCGGCACCGAGAUCCCUGAUGAUGUGUGCAGUCUGGGCCAGUUCAGCACGGAGAUGAUCGUGGAGGGCGUGGUCCGCUGUUUACAGAGGAUCGACCCCCCCUCGGUGAACGGCCUCAGCCACCUCCUUCCACCCGGAAUGUCGGCACGCUUCCGCCUUGGCAUGUCCCUGGCCCAAGCCUGUCAGGACCUGGGAUACGAGGGCGAGAUCGGCUACCAGACCUUCCUGUACAGCAACGAGCAGGAGCUUCGCCGGCUGCUCAUGUUCCUGGUGGAGAGGUUGCCCCGGGAUGGAGCGGAGUCUGCCCACCAGCCGACAGCAGGGAAACCCGCCGUGCUCCAACGAGCCAUCGCAGCACAGAUCAGGCAGGAGCUGGCCACCCCUUGGCUCCCACCCUCCCUCAGGACCCCCGGACUGCUGGCCACUCAGGGCUCCCGAGCGAUCCAGGAAUUCUGCAGUCAGCCGCUCAGCCUCCCCGGAAUCUGGCCGGCUGGGAAGAAUAUCCCGACAGAGUCCAAGGAGUACUUCGAUCGGUACUGCCCGCCGGUCACUGCGCAGGUCAACCACCCCUGUGUCGCUGCCUCAGUCCUGGAGCGUGCCGCCAUCGAGCUCAGUGCCGUCCAGGAGUGGGACGUGGAGUGGAACGGCCAGGGCUUGGCGUCCCGCCUGUCACCGGAGGACUACAGAGCCCGCAAGUGCCAGCGGCUACAGAGACGGGUCCGGGAACAGUUUCAGCGCUGCGUCCAGCACGGACCCGGGGCAGCGAGCCACUCGACCUCGGACCUGGCCCAGCUCCUGCAGUCCUACGGCACCGGCCUGGCCGGCACAGAGAUGAAGGGCUCCCGCUUCACCCACACUGAGAGGUUCACCUUCACCCAGGAGGCCGAAACCGCGUUCCGUUCGAUGGAUGCAGUCCGCCCGUCCUCGAAGGAGUCAGAAGAGGGUGUGCGUGCUCAGCAGGAGGAGGAGGUGAAGGCCUGCGAGCAGCAGCUGGAGGAGGUGUCACUACGUCUGGAGGAAGUGUCGGGGGACGUGAAGCAUCUGCUGGUCACCGUCGCUCAGGUACGGGAGGAGGUCCGUCAGGCGGAGCAGGCGGCGGCCCAGAAGGAGGAGCUGAUGGGCGUGAAGCGCAGGACGCUCGAGCUGCUGCCCGAUGCCGAGACCAACCUGGGCAAACUGCAGGCUGUGAUUGAGGGCAGCGCUCAGCGAAUCGUCAAGCUGGCCCACCAGUGGGAGAAGCAUCGGGCACCGCUGGUGUCCCAACUCCGAGAGCUGAAGGAGGUCCACUCCAACCGCGAGCACGAAUCUACGCGGAAGCUCGAGGAGAUCAAGGCUCUCCGGGAGAAGAUAAAGACUUCAGCAGAGGAGGCCAAGAGGAAGGAGGUGUUGUACAGGCAACUGGUGACGGAGUUGGGGACCCUGCCCAAGGAGGUGGGCCGCUCUGCCUACACCCAGCGCAUCCUGGAGAUCGUCACCAACAUCAAGAAACAGAAGGAGGAAAUCUGCAAGAUCCUGUCCGACACCAAGGACUCGCAGAAGGAGGUCAACAGUUUAUCGGGAAAGCUGGAACGCACCUUUGCCGUGACGGAUGAGCUGGUCUUCAAGGACGCCAAGAAGGAUGAAGUUGUGCGUAAGGCGUACAAGUACCUGGCAGCACUGCACGAGAACUGCAGCCACCUGAUCCGGACCAUCGAGGAGAGCGGAACCAUUCUGAGGGAAGUGAGGGACCUGGAGGAACAGAUCGAAUCGGAGACGGGGAAGAUGGCGCUCGGCAGCCUGGAGAAGAUCCUGGCUGAUUACAAGGCCGUGCGUCAGGAUAACUCUGCUCUGGCCCUCAAACUGCAGCAAGCUUGAAGCUGCCACCCAGCACCCCUCUGUGGGAUCCUGCACAGACCGGUCCCCCCUCCUCACCCACACCCUCCAGAGUGACGGCACAAACCCGCACCCCCUGAGGCUUUCCUGGUGUCGUCCUGCCUCCCUGGGUCAGGAAGGUGCUCUGGACCAAUGUGAAUAACCUGCCCUGAACUGUCCGCCUCUCUGCUGCUCUCUGAUCUGGCGGGGGGAGGCCGUGGGCGGUGGCUUCACUCUGUAAAAUGUUCUUUCCGGGAUUUCACAGGUCCCUCUGCCACCUCCCAACAACCAUGGGACAGACUUGACCCAUGUAAUAAAGAAUGAUG
Messenger RNA from Mobula hypostoma (lesser devil ray), 2271 nucleotides. It is a transcript of the gene ccdc22, whose product is annotated as coiled-coil domain containing 22. The transcript has 17 exons. Gene Ontology annotation, biological process: positive regulation of ubiquitin-dependent protein catabolic process. Gene Ontology annotation, molecular function: cullin family protein binding. The record is from RefSeq and is a predicted model, not a curated record. Bases 53 to 1948 code for a protein of 631 amino acids. NCBI's taxonomy places the organism in Eukaryota, Metazoa, Chordata, Chondrichthyes, Myliobatiformes, Myliobatidae.